Messenger RNA from Acromyrmex echinatior (Panamanian leafcutter ant), 2142 nucleotides. Its product is annotated as RCC1 and BTB domain-containing protein 1. The record is from RefSeq and is a predicted model, not a curated record. Gene Ontology annotation, molecular function: protein binding. NCBI's taxonomy places the organism in Eukaryota, Metazoa, Arthropoda, Insecta, Hymenoptera, Formicidae.
GUCGGCUUGAAACGAGAAAUAAAGAGAUACGAAAGCAUUCGCGAAAUAAGUGAUCCUGUGAAGCGACAUGUGUUCGGACCUACGUAGUUGGCCGGUCUUCAGUUCAUUGGAGCCGGAAUUCAUUUCCCAGAUUCACAUGGUUAUGAUAUUUGGUAAAUUGCAUAAAAGGGCCUUAAUUGUGACCAGGGACAAGAUGGUAUAUGUUUUGGAUCUCUACAAUUGUUUGGAGACCGGAAACAAAAUUUCAACGCCAUAUCUGAAGGAGAUUGAGGACUUGCGCGGAAAAGAUAUAAAGACGUUUGCGUAUGGCAUGGGACCUCACAUUUUGGCACUCACGAAUGGAGGAGAGGUAUAUUCCUGUGACAAUGUUGAUUGUCAAUUGGAGAAUGGAAUAUGUAAAUUUACUUUAAUGAAAAUGUCUACGAUUAAAAACAACCAGAACAUGAUGCGCGUCGUGGACAUCGCGUGUGGCUGUUACCAUUCCAUCAUUCUAACUGAAAAUGAUGAAGUGUAUGCUUGGGGAUCAAAUAAUAGUGGACAAAUGAAUAACAGUAUCUAUGGACUUUCGACGACACCUAAGCUUGUUUUGUCUAAUGUUGUUUGUAUCUCCUGCGGUAAUGACUUUACUAUAGCUGUUACCAGAAAUGGUAAGGUGUAUGGUUGGGGCAGAAAUAACGUUGGCCAGCUAGGGAUAGGCAACCAUGGGAAUAAAAAUGCGACGCAGCAGACUCUUAGUAUAGAAACAAACAACAUUAAUGACAAUAACUUAUUACACGUUAGACGUCACUGUGGUUACAUGAGGAGAGGCUGCAGAUUCGAAAAUAAAAAUAUGAUGCCGCAGUUGAUUGAUAUGGGGGAAGACCUUAUUGUAGUCAAGGUGACUUGUGGAUUCGAACACACGCUGGCGCUCACAGACAAAGGAAACAUCUAUGCCUGGGGCGGAAACAUGUCCGGCCAGUUGGGGAUUGGCAACCAGACGGAGUGCUGUAAACCAAUUAUGGUCAAGCAAAUUGAAAAGAUGAGAUGGAUCGAUAUCACAGCUCUGAAUAACAGUAGCAUCGCUGUCACUGAAGCAGGACGUGUCUACAUUUGGGGUGUAGAUUGUCACGGUAAGAGUAUCGUGACCCCAACCAUCGCUUCAUCCUCCAACAUAUCUGACAUGCUUGUACAUUACGGACCAAACGUUAUGCAAAAAUCAAUGAUUCUGGAUGAAGAGCCGAACAUAUUGGAAUGCUUAAGAAUUGCAUUCGACAAUUCUUCGACGAGCGAUCUCAAAAUACAGGUGGAGGGCAAAUAUAUCCAUGUACACAAGGCUUUCUUGAAAAUUCGUUCUUUACACUUCAGAAACAUGUUUGAGCAUGAUUGGACCGAAAACAAUCAAAGUGUCGUCAAGAUUAAUACAUUUUCCUACAUUGUCUACAAAGCAUACCUGAAGUAUUUAUACACCAAUAUAGUCGAUUUACCCUUUAAGAAUAUAUCAGAACUUUUUGAUUUGGCCAACGCUUACUUUGAGAACAAUCUCAAGAAGCAGUGCAUUCGUAUAAUAAAGCAAGGAAUUACUGUAUCGGACGUCGCCUACUUUUAUAGUAUUGCAGUGAAGUAUAACAUAAAGGAGCUGGAAGAAUUCUGCGUCCAGCUCGCCGUUGGUCACAUGACAACUGUGGUGGAAACGGAAAAUUUCGCCAAGCUAGACCAGAAUUUGAUGAAAACAUUUAUAAUUAAAGCGAGCAAAGCUGGCUGCUUCAAAAAUUAAUUCCGUCUGUUUACCUCAAAAACGCGAGCGUGGUGUAGUAGACAGUGCACUGAUUUAAUAUACUAUAAGAGAUCCCGAGUUCGAUUCCCGACAGAAAAAUUUUCGUACCCACUCGUAGCUCCUCUCAAAAGGCAGUAGCAAACCACUGAGUAGUAUACCAGGAAAUCUCCUUACCGAAAAUUGCCAUUCGGAAUCAGCGUCCCCAUAUACAUUAUGUAUAAUCAUUGGGUGUGCAAAAGUAUAUGAGAGGGAGACGCCUACACGCUGAGAUAGCGUAUGGUAUUUGAAGUUUUUCUCCAAGAGAUAAUGCAACGAGAAAUGGAAAUCAUCGAUAUGUUUGUUGCUGCAUAAAACUCGUCAUAUAUUUUAUAUUGGGUUAUUUAAAAAGU